GAAGGGAGGGUGUGCUAAUGUUUACAACCGUUGGACUGGUAGCAAUUUUAUCAUUAAAAACUGUGAUUUUUCCCAAUAUUUCUGCAGCCUAUGAAAUGGCAGUUAAGAAACAGUGCAAACUAAAUGACUUCGUCUCGCCUUCAGGUUUUUGCUAACUGUGACUCCCCGGUUGGUGUUGACUCACACUGGGUCACACAGUAAAUCCGAGCUGACAUCUGGGAGGUCCAGGGACAACAUUUCAGAGUCUACAUUGUGUUGGAAAUCAGCGUUCCGAUGGAGUGGGUGUUCAUCAUGAACCGGAUGAGCUCUCAGAGUAGCUCUGCAGCCCAGCGGAGGCGGAUGGCGCUGGGGGUGGUGAUACUACUGCUGGUGGAUGUCAUCUGGGUAGCCUCCUCUGAGCUAACCUCGUACAUUUUCAAGCGACAGGAGUACAACAAACCCUUCUUCAGCACAUUCACUAAGACUUCUAUGUUUGUGCUGUAUUUGUUGGGUUUCCUGCUGUGGCGGCCCUGGAGGCAACAGUGCACCGGCACUCUGAAACGCCGGCACUCUGCUUUUUUUGCUGAUGCCGAGGCCUACUUUGCACCCUGCACCACUGACACCACUGUGAACAACUGCUUGAGUGAACCGCUGUAUGUGCCAGUGAAGUUCCAGGACGUACCUGUAGAGCACUCAAAUGGUUUAAUUGGAGACUGUGAAUCUUCUUCCAAAAAGCAGCGGGUGCGUUUUAGUAAUAUCAUGGAGGUGCGCCAGCUGCCCUCUACACAAGCCUUAGAGGCCAAGCUGUCCCGCAUGUCCUAUCCUGCUGCCAAGGACCACGAGGCCAUGUUGCGAACGGUGGGAAAGCUAACCAUCACUGAUGUGGCCAAAAUCAGCUUUUUCUUCUGCUUUGUGUGGUUCCUGGCUAACCUGUCCUACCAGGAGGCCCUGUCGGACACGCAGGUCGCCAUUGUCAACAUUCUGUCCUCCACUUCAGGCCUGUUCACACUCAUCUUAGCCGCCAUAUUUCCCAGUAACAGCAGCGAUCGCUUCACCUUGUCCAAACUGUUGGCUGUGGCUCUGAGUAUGGGAGGUGUUGCCCUCGUGAGUCUCUCCAGCAUGGACAGCCCUGAUGAGAAAGGCGUCAUAGGUUCUCUGUGGUCGCUGGCCGGGGCGGUGCUGUACGCCGUCUACAUCGUAAUGAUCAAGAGGCGAGUGGAUCGGGAGGAUAAGCUUGACAUUCCAAUGUUCUUUGGAUUUGUGGGUCUGUUCAACCUGCUGCUGCUGUGGCCGGGCUUCCUCCUGCUCCACUACACAGGCUUUGAGGCCUUUGAGCUUCCCAGCCAGCUCGUGUGGACGUAUAUCCUCAUAAAUGGCCUCAUUGGAACUGUUCUGUCAGAGUUCCUGUGGCUCUGGGGCUGUUUCCUCACAUCAUCUCUAAUUGGGACGUUGGCGUUGAGCCUCACCAUUCCUCUCUCUAUUAUGGCAGAUAUUUGCAUGCAGAAGGUACGUUUCUCAUGGUUAUUUUUUGCCGGGGCAGUCCCCGUCUUCCUCUCCUUCUUCAUUGCCACGCUCUUAUGCCACUACAACAACUGGGACCCGGUCCUGGUGGGGCUGAGGAGAGUUUACGCCUUCAUCUGUAGAAAACAUCGCAUUCAAAGACUGCCAGAAGACAGCGAGCAGUGUGAAAGCCUUAUUCCCCUGCACACCGUCUCCCCCAACGAAGGAAGCUUCUGUUCGUGAUCCAGCGGCCGAGCUAAAUGUGGCCAAUGUGGAUCUCGCUGAGCUGACAAUCUGGAAGCUUUCAGAGACGUUGAACUUACCCCAGUGCCUCCUAUUAAAUCUAUUUAUUUUCUACAGUGUUGAGGUGAUCCAUCCAUUUCUACAGGCUCAUUUCCUUAUUUUUUUGCAUUUCGGUCAGCAUAGACUGAGAUUCUGUUUUACUUUUUUUUUUUUUUUUCUGUGUAUAAAGAAACUUUAUGGUACUCAAGGUGCUGGACAUUAUUAGUGAUUACUAUAGGGUCAUGUGACCAAAUGGAAACGGUACAUGUUGAACUCAAUCUGAACACUAGCAGAGGAGGAGAAGCUGUGUGUUAUUUUUAAAGAGCUGAACCAAAAGGGAGGACUUCUGCUGUUUUUAGAGGACGUCGCUACUGUUGGCCUUCUGAAGCCUUGCUGCUUGUUUGUUAAGUCUGUCAAACACUUCGAGUGCAUGAAAAGUUUUGCUUUUGGAAGAGUAAAUCUACUUUUCGUACACACCAAACGAACGUGCAGCAUAUCUGUGAAGCACCUCUUCCUGUUUGGAGUGUUGGUUUCUAUUAUAUGGGAUACUUUUUUUUUUUCCAAAUCAUGCCUGUGACAUGUUUGUUUUAAGUCAAUCUACGUCAUUGCAAUAUUUUUAUGAUCAGUAAUCGGGCCAAAUCAGAAAUGCAGUCCAUUGACGACUUCAUGGUACCCGCUCACAGAGAGGGACUUCUGUGUGUCUCGUGAGAUACUUUGCAUUAAUGUCCUGAUAUGAUUUGACAUUUUAGCGUCUCAACAGAAAACAUCUCCCUUUUGUUCCACCUGGGACGUGUCUCGAUUUACUUUCGAGCAAGUCUGCUGACAUGACAAAUGAAAUAACACUACAGCUAAAGGCAGCAAGAAAGAGCCGCGUCCUCUGUAUCGACAGCUUUCUUGCUCCCUCCUGCUCCUCUGACGGUGCUGCAACCUGAAGACAAACUGUGACAGAGACAUUACCUUUGCGUUUGAACACGAGCAGGAUAGUAAGCCUUCCGCUAUAAGCUAUAAAAUGCCUUGCUGCAAUAACGGUCAUCUGCUUGAACGAGCAGUUUCCUCUUCAAAAUGGGUGUAAAUACUGUACACAGUGAAACAUGAACAUAGUAUUGAUGUUUUAUUUGUGAAAUUCAAGUGACCACUACAGAUUUAUCUUGAGACGAUGUAUCAGAUAAUAUUUUAUGUAUCGUUGUAAAUGAUUACUGCUGGAGGAAGAGUUUGCACCGACGGCCAAAUUCUCUUUUUCUUGCGUUUGAGAUUAUCUCACACCAACUGGACUGUAUGUGAUUUGUUUUUCUCUUAAAAAAAAAGGUGAUUUUAUUUUCUGUGCUUGUGAUUCCGCGUGAUGAGAAGAAGCAUUUCUUUUAGCAGCCUCAGUGUCGGUCAUGUAGUCCAGUAUGUAAACACUACAGAUGAAGGUGAAAUGUCACUCCACUCAUCCUGGUAAAUGUCAGAUGUGUCUUUAUGGAGUGUUGUUAUUGCACUCGUCAUUGAGAGGGUGUGUGAAGUGGAAGAAGUAAUAACCGGCCAGUGAGGGUAAAUUAACAAGUCGAGCACUUUAAGUGACAGAGAGAAAAUUGUUUCGUUCAUGUUCGUCAUUGCACUUACUGUGUCUUUGCCAGUCACCUUCUGUCACGAUGGGUGACGGGUAUGAAAGCUUUCCGAGGAUGAUUAGUUUGGAAACGGUAAUAUUGCCCAUGUUGUGAAAGAACGUUCAUUUUUCUCUUCUUUUAUCAAUGGUGCUUGUGGAAUCAUGGAUAUGAUUAUUUUCUUUCUCAGGUUCUUUAUCUUGUUUUUAUUGACUGAGCAUUUUCUUUGUCUUUUAAGUGUCAUUAAUGAAGAUGUUAUACAAUCUAAAAGAAGGCCACAAAAGCCUAAUAGUAACUUCCCUUUUUCAACCUAAGCUCUUGAAUAAUUCUUUUACUUUGCAAGUCCAAUUUCAUACUUCGGUGCACUAUUAAAACAUAUCUUUUUAAA
Molecule: messenger RNA, 3732 nt
Organism: Stegastes partitus (bicolor damselfish)
Lineage: Eukaryota; Metazoa; Chordata; Actinopteri; Pomacentridae
Product: solute carrier family 35 member F5
Exons: 16
Coding region: 274-1722 (482 amino acids)
Cellular component (GO): membrane
Source: RefSeq, a predicted model, not a curated record